CGUAGAAAGACGAUAAAGUUGCUGAGAAAAAAGCUGAUUUUGGCCGAACAUUGAAACACUAUACAAAAAAAAAAAUUCAAAAUUUUCUUCAAGAAAAGCUGAAAGGGGAAUUCUUGUUUUUUUUUUUUCUGAAUAUUUUUGGUAAUUUUUAUAUUUUUAGGUGAAAAUUUUGAGAUUAGUAUUGUUGAUUAUGGUGUCGAUUAGAUACAUAUUGGUAUUAGGUUUUGUAUUUGCAGCGUUUGGAUAUACGAAUUCCGAAUCGGUUUCUCCAAUUCAGUCUUAUAAUUUUCUGUAUGAUCUGAAAUUUCAAUGCCCUUUUCGGAUCUCUGUUCCAUCUUCUAAGAUUCUUGAGACGGAUGGAGAAUCACUCGACAAGGCUCUAAGGUCCAGUCAGAAAGAUGAGGUUACUGCUAUUCUGUUUUACGCCUCGUGGUGUCCUUUCUCGACAGAUGUUAAAUCAAAGUUUGGUGCUCUGAGUUCCAUGUUCCCGCAAAUCAGACAUGUGAUGGUUGAGCAAUCAAAAGCUACACCUAGUGUCUUCUCAAGAUAUGGAGUUCACAGCUUUCCAUCAAUGUUGAUUGUGACUCAGACAUCAAGAGUGCGAUAUCACGGCCAGAAAGAUCUUCCCUCCCUUGUGAACUUCUACAAGAGGACUACAGGGCUUCAUCCUAUGGUUGAAGUGACAGAAAGUCAAAUUACCUAUAAGGCAGAUGGUCGCAAAGCUUUUCAGAAAUUGAAAGGGUCCUCUUUGAAGGAAUUAUUCUCGACUGAACCUUACCUUGCAUUAUCGGUUGCAUUCCUAUUGUUUAGGGCUUCCCUAUAUUUCUUCCCUGGGUUGGUAGCUCGUGUAGUAGCAUUAUGGGCUGCAUAUAUUCCUCAUCUAAACAUGGGGAUCUUUGGAGAUUCAAGGCAGAUUCUGGGGCGCGUCUUCCACGUAAUUGAUCCCAAGAGCGCUUGGAGCAAGCUAAAGCUAUGCAAAACGAGAAACUUCCAUAAAGGUGCUAGGAAUGCUCGAGUUUGGGCUUCGUCAUUGACAUCAGUUUCACUGGGAGAGACAUCAGCAGCAAGAAUAGCCCCCUCAGGAGACUUGUAAGCUACUACUCGUCGUCUCUCGCAUCAGAUUGUCACUAAAACGAACAAGUUAGAACUCAGAGUCUGGUUUCUACAGCAAGUAGAAUCGUCUUACUUCUUCAUUCCCUGUUAUUUCUUCCCCCUCGGGUUAGCUGUUCUUGCCCGGUGUUGUAUCUUAUCUUUUUUCAGAAAAUUUAAAUAUACUCAAGAGACCAGAAGAUCUUGUGCUUUUAGAGUUUAGGUGGAAAUAUGAACAGCUUUCUUGUAAAUUUUGAGAACAGAGGGUUUCUAUGUAUAUUACAUGAUGACAAGAGGGAGACUUUGUAACACUGCAUGUGUUUGUCUGUGAUGAUUUGUUGGCAUUAACAGAGAUAGUGUUGCACUGUGUGUUGGUAAAAA
This is a messenger RNA of Solanum pennellii, 1470 nucleotides long. Its product is annotated as 5'-adenylylsulfate reductase-like 5. NCBI's taxonomy places the organism in Eukaryota, Viridiplantae, Streptophyta, Magnoliopsida, Solanales, Solanaceae. The record is from RefSeq and is a predicted model, not a curated record. The coding region runs from base 191 to 1093 and encodes 300 amino acids. The transcript is spliced from 4 exons.